AUGGCGGGAUUAGAUUACCUUCUCUUCGAAGAGGCUACCGGAUAUGGUAUUUUCAAAGUCCUCAUACAGCAAGAUGACAUCGCCUCCAGGUCUAAAGAAGUUCAAGAAGCAGCCCAUGACUUGUCAAAAUUUUCCAAAAUGAUUGAAUUAGUUUCGUUUGCUCCUUUCAAAGGUGCUGCACAAGCUUUGGAGAAUGCGAAUGAUAUUUCUGAAGGUUUGGUCUCUGAUUACUUGAAGGAAGUGUUGGAGUUGAAUUUACCCAAGACCAGUAAAAAAAUCACUUUGGGUGUAUCGGAUAAAAACUUGGGUCCAUCCAUAAAGGAAAUUUUCCCCAAUGUUGAUGUAUUGUCUAACGAAAUAGUUCAGGAUUUCCUCAGAGGUAUUAGAGUGUUUGGUGCCAAAUUGUUCAAAGAUUUACAAGAUGGUGAUAUAGAACGAGCACAAUUGGGAUUGGGACAUGCUUUUUCUAGAGCUAAAGUUAAGUUUUCGGUGCAAAAGAAUGACAACCAUAUUAUCCAGGCUAUUGCAUUAUUGGAUCAAUUGGAUAAAGAUAUAAAUACAUUUUCAAUGAGGGUUAAGGAAUGGUACGGAUGGCAUUUUCCUGAAUUGGCCAAGAUUGUUUCCGAUAAUUAUCAAUUUGCCAAAUUGGUGCUUUACAUCAAAGACAAGUCGAAUUUAACAGAAGAUGAUUUACAUGAUGUGGCUGCUAUAUUAAAUGAAGAUUCAGGAUUGGCUCAACGUGUCAUUGACAAUGCCAAGAUUUCCAUGGGUCAAGAUAUUAGUGAACAAGAUAUGGAUAAUGUCAUUACUUUCGCUCAAAGAGUAGUCAAUUUAACUGAAUACAGACAACAAUUGUUCAAGUACUUGACCGAUAAGAUGCAUACUGUGGCACCAAACUUGUCGACGUUGAUUGGUGAAGUUGUUGGAGCUAGAUUGAUUUCUCAUGCCGGGUCAUUGACCAAUUUAUCCAAACAAGCAGCAUCAACAGUACAAAUCUUGGGUGCGGAAAAGGCAUUGUUUAGAGCAUUAAAGACAAAGGGAAACACACCAAAGUAUGGGUUGAUUUACCAUUCAUCAUUUAUUGGUAAAGCUGGUGCUAAAAACAAGGGAAGAAUUUCGAGAUAUUUGGCAAACAAGUGUUCUAUUGCUUCAAGAAUUGACAACUAUAGUGACGAGCCAACCACGGCUUUUGGUGAAGUAUUGAAGAGGCAAGUUGAAGAUAGAUUGAAAUUUUACGAUACUGGAUCAGCACCAAUGAAGAACUCUGAUGCUAUUAAGGAAGCUUUGGCAUUGACUGGAGGCUCUGUUGGUGAAGAUAUUGAAAUGGAUGAUGUUGAAGAUAAACUGGAGAAGAAGGAAAAGAAAGAGAAGAAAGAAAAGAAAGAAAAGAAGGACAAGAAAGAGAAGAAGGACAAGAAGGACAAGAAGGAGAAGAAGGAGAAGAAGAGAAAAGCUGAUGAUGAGGAAGAAACGCCAAAGAAGAAGAAAAAGAAAUCCAAGGAUUAA
Messenger RNA from Lodderomyces parapsilosis, 1506 nucleotides. RefSeq names its product snoRNP complex protein (gene SIK1). The record is from RefSeq and is a predicted model, not a curated record. Gene Ontology annotation, cellular component: box C/D methylation guide snoRNP complex; small-subunit processome. Lineage: Eukaryota; Fungi; Ascomycota; Pichiomycetes; Serinales; Debaryomycetaceae. The coding region runs from base 1 to 1506 and encodes 501 amino acids. The transcript has a single exon. Gene Ontology annotation, molecular function: snoRNA binding.